AUGUCAACCGCCGUGGACGUCCCAGAGUCGAGCAACGUGGAGAAGGGAAAAGCAGUUGCAGCUGAUGCAGCCGCAAGACCAGGAGGAAGUAAGAAAGGGUUGGCCAUAAUGGACUUCAUUCUCAGGUUAGGUGCCAUCGCCGCUGCUCUUGGGGCCGCCGCCACCAUGGGAACUGCCGAGCAGACUCUCCCUUUCGUCACUCAGUUCUUCCAGUUUGAAGCCAGCUACGAUAGUUUUCCUACUUUCACGUUUUUCCUUAUUUCCAUGGCAAUAGUGGGUGGAUACCUAGUCCUCUCUCUACCUUUCUCUAUUGUCACCAUUAUACGCCCCCAUGCACUUGGAGCAAGGCUUCUCCUUCUGAUCUUAGACACCUUUUUUCUGACGCUGGCUGCUUCAAGUGCUUCUGCAUCAGCGGGCAUAGCAUACUUGGCACACAAUGGCAAUCAGGACACAAACUGGUUCGCCAUCUGCAACCAAUUUGGUGAAUUCUGCUUGGCCUCCAGUUCAGCUGUGGUGUCAGCCUUUGUUGCUGUGGCUGCCAUGUUCUUGAUGGUCGUCCUGUCUGGCGUGGCUCUGAGAAGCCACUAGCAGAAUUAAUUAAUAUAUGAGACAAAAUAUGUGAACUUUUUUAAUUUAUAAGUACUUAGGUACCUUUGCAUUCUAUCGUUAUGUUGUGCCACAUUUAUCUAUCUUCUUGUUAUGAAGUUCUCAAGUUGUGUACAUGCAUAUAAAAGUGAUAUUUCACUCAAGUGUCCAUUUCAUGAUUA
Neltuma alba is the source of this 767-nucleotide messenger RNA. Its product is annotated as casparian strip membrane protein 1-like. The coding region runs from base 1 to 588 and encodes 195 amino acids. The record is from RefSeq and is a predicted model, not a curated record. The transcript has 3 exons. Lineage: Eukaryota; Viridiplantae; Streptophyta; Magnoliopsida; Fabales; Fabaceae.